Molecule: messenger RNA, 954 nt
Organism: Chanos chanos (milkfish)
Lineage: Eukaryota; Metazoa; Chordata; Actinopteri; Gonorynchiformes; Chanidae
Product: olfactory receptor 51G1-like
Exons: 1
Coding region: 1-954 (317 amino acids)
Biological process (GO): G protein-coupled receptor signaling pathway
Cellular component (GO): plasma membrane
Molecular function (GO): G protein-coupled receptor activity; olfactory receptor activity
Source: RefSeq, a predicted model, not a curated record
AUGUUUGACUCUGUAAUUGAAAAUGCUUCCCACACAGAAUUCAUACUAAAUGGUUUUCAUAGCUUUGGUGAAUGGAAGUCCUUACUUUUUAUUCCUUUUUCUCUAAUAUUCUUGUUGUCAUUUUUUGCGAACUCUCUUGUUAUACACAUAAUAAUAUCGAGAAGAUCUCUUCAUUCUCCGAUGUGUAUUUUGAUAGGCCUAUUGGCUGUCCAUGAUUUGUUUGUACCAAUAGUUUUUGUUCCUCGUAUGCUGCUCAGCUUUUUAUUUGACUGGAAUGUUAUCUCACUUCAAGAAUGUUUGACUCAAAUGUUUUUCGUUCACUUCUUUGGAACAUUUCAUUCAACAAUUUUGUUAUGGAUGGCCCUGGAUCGCUAUUAUGCAAUAUGCACACCUUUACAUUACAAUGAACAUAUGGCCUAUCCAAAUAUCUUGAAAUUUGUUUUGGUUCCUACUGUGAGGAACAGCGUCUUGAUUCUUGUGAUGGUAACUCUUGCCAGCUCAUUGUCCUUCUGUCACAACAAUGUGAUGGAUCACUGCUUUUGCGAACACAUGGCAUUAGUUCAACUGGCAUGUGGAGACAUUUCCAUCAACAACCUUUUUGGACUCAUGGCUGUCUUGCUUAUACCGACAGCUGAUUUUGUGUUUACAACUGCAUCUUAUAUCGUCAUUUUUGCUACUGUUUUCAAGUAUGGACAAAAUCAUCUUAAAGCCAUUAACACCUGCAUCACACACAUAAUUGUCAUUACGUGUAGUUUAAUGUUUUUUCUGAUAGCUUCUUUGUCAUACCGCAUAAAAAAUAACUUCACGCCUAGUAGCCGUGUCUUUUUCAGUGCAAUGUAUUUACUUAUCCCAAGUUGUUUCAACCCAAUAAUUUAUGCAGUAAGAACAAAAGAAAUUAGGCAACAACUAGUGCAAUUUCUGACCCUUGUAAAAAUUAAACCCCUCAGAUAUUGA